AUGAAACGAUGGCUGUCGGCACUGUGCCACGUCGUCUUAUUGCUGAUGAUGACCAAUGCUAUCACCAUUAUCAGAAUACCGAAACCAUCCCCUCUUUCCGGAGUACCUCUCGAACCAAAACCACAAUCAAACCUCGAAAAACUCGAUAAUCCCAUAUCGGGGCUGAAGAAAAACCCCGCAUCAGAUAAAGACAUCAUACUAAACGAUUCUGCUAUACCCUCGACAUUAAGGACGGUGAUAAUGCCGGCGUACGUGAGUUUGCACGCUACUGGAAAGCUUUCGUUGGGCGAGAGAAAAACUACCGACGUAGUUGGCUCGAAUGCGACUAAUCCCUCGGCAAUAAGUUCGUCGCAAAUUCACGAGGGGGCUGAGGAGGUUUCGAGCACAGAUAUUGUUGAAUAUUCUACCACGAGUGCACCGUCCAGUAACGGGUUCCCGACAGGAGAAACUGUAAGUUGUUUUAAA
Molecule: messenger RNA, 465 nt
Organism: Iphiclides podalirius (scarce swallowtail)
Lineage: Eukaryota; Metazoa; Arthropoda; Insecta; Lepidoptera; Papilionidae
Source: the annotation of a GenBank genome assembly